UUCAUUUCUCUCUUUCGUUCAUUCAUUCUCUCUUUAUCGUAUCUAUCAAUUACACAAUGAUGUCAUCAUUUCUUAGUCCAAUUUAUUGGUACGGAAAUUACCUUCGUUUAUGCUUCGUUGUUGCUGGGCUCACUUCUCAGUUAACCAACCUUGAUAAUGGUGAUACCACUGUCCACUUUUGGGGACCGAAUUCCAUUAACACGACCAAGCCAUCAUUGGUUCUAAUACACGGCUUUGGCCCCGUGCCCACGUGGCAGUGGCGAAAUCAAGUCACAUACUUUGCCCCUAAAUUCAACGUCUAUGUUCCUGAAUUGAUAUUCUUCGGCCAAUCCACAACUCGUUUGGCUGGCCGUUCUGAGCAAUUUCAAGCAGACAUUGUUGCCAAACUAAUGGAGAAGAUUGGCGUGAAGAAAUACAGCGUGGUGGGGACAAGUUACGGUGGAUUCGUUGCAUACAAUGUAGCAAAAAGGUGGGCAAAUAGAGUUGAUAAAGUGGUAAUUGCAAGUUCUGCUACAAAUAUGAGGUUGAGAGACGGUGUAGAGUUGCUAAAAAGGGCGAAAGUGGAGAAGAUUCAAGAUCUUUUUCUUCCGACCACUGUAGCACAAUUAAGGACUCUGCUCAGUCUCACUGUGUAUAAUUUUUUCGAGUUUGUACCGUACUCAUUACUCGACGAUAUGCUCCAAAAAUUGUUCUUUGAUAAUAGGGAGGAGAAGUCAGAACUUUUUGAUGGAUUAACUAUUGGACGAGAUAAUCAAGCACAUGUUGUUGAUUUAAAUAAGGAAGUGUUGUUGGUAUGGGGGGAUCAUGAUCAAAUAUUUCCAAUUGAAGAAACUGUUGAACUCAAAAAGCUUUUGGGAAAGAAUGUGAAGUUGGAGGUGAUAAAAGAAGCAUCACAUUUACCCAAUAUUGAAAAGGCUGACCAAUUCAAUCAGAUCCUCAAUAACUUUUUAUCCAUCAAAAAAUAAUCUAAUA
Messenger RNA from Cannabis sativa, 972 nucleotides. RefSeq lists its product as uncharacterized. The record is from RefSeq and is a predicted model, not a curated record. The coding region runs from base 57 to 965 and encodes 302 amino acids. The transcript has 4 exons. NCBI's taxonomy places the organism in Eukaryota, Viridiplantae, Streptophyta, Magnoliopsida, Rosales, Cannabaceae.